AUGCGGCCAGACGAGAGUCCGACCAUCCACCAUGCGGCCCGGCUAUGCUCCGAAUUGUUCGAACGUAUCUUUGAGUCAAUGGGCUCUGAUAGCCCGCUGUUCCUGCCAGCUGAGGAGUUGCGCGGACGAUUCCAUCUUUGGGCAACAUACCUCGGUGUGUAUGCAGUUCCGAGGGCUUCUGUAGACGCCCGGCUGGAUGGCGACAAGGAAACCAAAAAAUUAGAUGCCCAACGCAGAAGCAUCGGCGAGACGCAAAGUAUAUUCGAAAUCUUAGAUAACGAUGCUUCCGGGGAUAUUCUUGGUUUCAAGGCCGUCGAGGCUGCUAUACAAAGACUCUUUAUCCUGGCAGAGGCAAUAAGACAAGAAGCGCGGCGGAACCAUAUCAAGCGGCAUGGGACCAACAACCAACAUCCAGCGCUGCUGUACUACUCGCUGAUCAAGACAACGUAUCCCAAUGUAAGAAGUAGUCUUUGUAACCAACUUGGAGCCUCGAUCUAUAUACGAGGGCAAUCCUUGCUCUACUUGAAGGUGCAUAGCCAGAAGCUAGCCUUCGAGGGACAUGAUCAGAAUCGUGUACAACAUGUGGCAGAAAAAGGCCCGGCGUUAAAGCACACCGAUCAAGGAUCGGAUCAUUGCAUGAAUUGCCAACCUGUCGAUCAAGUACCACUAGCCUUGGUUCCUGGCACAGUCCAGUCAGGCUUCGACCAUUCGAUGCUUAGUCGAAUUGCAAAAGACAAUAAGCCGUUGGAGUCUAGUGUGAAUAAAGAUUGGGCAAUGUGUGAUGACCGAGAGGACAGCUUCUUCUAUCCCCUGAAGCCAGAAAAGACGAACGACCACAGAUACCUAACUUGCACAUUAUGCGGCAAUUUGCUGGAACAGUCAGGCUUGACACAAGAGGCCUGGGAGGCCCAUGUAGAUCAGGACCUGCAUCCUUACGUGUGCAUUUCAGAGGAAUGUAGAGAACCACCUGCCUACUUCAUCCGAAAGGAAGACUGGUUGAACCAUAUGCAAACACGACAUUCUUUGACUUGGACCGAGAAGAUUCAUACUGAACAGUGGUAUUGCGACAUUAAUCACCCCAGUCAUCUGGUGUUCGACGAAAAAGAUUUAUUUUUAGACCAUUUAAAGGCUGAUCACGGAAAGCAGCUCACGAAAUCCAGGCUUGAGGGUCGAGCGAGACGUAACAGAAGAAUAGUACAGAGGGAACCCUUCAUCUGCCCUCUCUGUGGUUGCGUCCCAGAUGGGCAGGAAGUUUGUACCCAGGAGCAGCUGUCGUAUCACAUCGCAGGGCAUCUCAAGUCCUUGGCAUACCUUUCCUUGUCAUAUAUGGACGAUGGACGGGCACUACUAUCAUGGGCGGUAAAGAAUGGCCACGAGGCCAUCGUGAAGCUGCUACUUGCCUCCGAUAGGCUAGAUCCAGACACUAAGGACAAAAACGAACGGACACCCCUGUCAUGGGCGGCAGAGGAGGGCCACGAGGCCAUCGUGAAGUUGCUACUUGCCUCCGGUAGGGUCAACCCGAAUGUUAAAGACCAGUACGGAUGGACACCACUGUGGCGUGCAGCCGCAAAGGGCUACGAGGCGAUCGUCAAGCUCCUACUUGGCACGGGCAAGGUCGAUCUGGAGGUUAAGGACGAUUACGGAUGGACAGCGUCAUUAUGGGCUGCCGCAAACGAGCGCGAGGCCAUCAUCAAGCUAUUACUCGACGCAGGCGUCGAUGUUGAGUCAAAAGAUCCGUCCGGCCGGACGAUGCUAUGGUGGGCUGUCACACGCGUUCCCGGGGGUGGCCACCACGACGCAAUCGAACGAUUGAUAGCCGCAGGUGCUGACGCCAAUGCUUCUGCUGCCAAAUUUGGAGGUCGUACUGCCAUUCAAGCCUCUUCUGAAAGUGACCACCUUGACAUCGUCGAACAAUUAGUCGACACAAGCAACUCAAGCAUGGCUUCGCUCUCUCACAUGGCUGUCUACGAAGGUGUUCUGGGCAGCUUACCACUACUGGGCCAGUUUCCAUCUGGAUUCCUGGAGAAACGAUCAAGUUCUGAAAGUGCCACGAUCGAUGCCCCGUUCCAAAUCCAAGCCAAAACCUAUUGCCGUUCGCUGCUGAAGUUAGGUAUGAUUGCCAUGCUUCAAGGUGAACCGGGCUACGCUUGCACGAGCUUAAAGCAGGCAGUUAAACUGUCAGAAAGCCGAUACCCAGACGUUCAUAUCACAGCGAUCGCAUACCUGAUCCAAUGCCUGCAUAUGCAGUUCAAAUGGUCAGCUGCCGGUAGCAAUAUCUCGAGUGUGGAGCUAGACGACAUCUUCGACUUUAUUACAGAGAUUAAACACCUUCAAUCUUCUCUGCACAGCGCUAUUGAUUACAAGGAUGAUCGUGUGCGCAGGCUCAGAGCUCUAUUGGAAUUACAAAGAUGGAUUGUAACAACCAGGCCCCGCAUUCCAACUAGUGCCGAGAUCGACCUAGCACGGGGAAUUGGAACUGAGGGUGUCGCCCAAGCCAUCCAGAACUGCAGGCUUAGCGGGGUUAGCGAGGCUGAGAUGCUCCCAUUCGAAGUCGAACUGGCGUGCAUUUAUCGAGUCGUUGGGGACCGCGAUCGCUUCCACAGCGUGAUGAACAGUGUCGUCCCCCUGAAACCGACGGAUUUUAUGCUACGCGCACACCACCAGCUAAGGCUGGGUGAUGCGAGUGCCGUUACCUUCGGGGCUCCAGAGACCUGGAAUAUGUUGCUGGAGCAAGGGGCCGAGAGUAACGCGCAGCCGCGAGAUGAUGAGAGCACUCACUUCGCCAUGCCACUGCCAGGAGAUCUUGCAGCGGCUACUUCUUACUAUCAGGAAGCUGAUGUCCUCUACAGAUCUGCAAAACACACCCGUGGUCAGGCAGCUGUUCAACUUCGACUUGGCUACCUUGCCACUCACGGUGUCUUCAGCUCCUCAUCCGCUACGCCUACCGGAUAUGAGGUAGCAUUGGCGCAUGUCAGCCAUGCAAAGCUCCUGUAUGGCCAAGCUGGUGAUAUUGCAGGAGUGCAGGUUGCGGCUGCCCACUCUUGUUUGUGUCGGUUGGGUCUAGGCCAGUUCCCUGAGGAUAGCGACGCUGCGAAAGCGAUCGGCCAAUACGGCAAGGAGAAAGGAAGCUAUAGCCUGGCCUUCGGACUGGGUUUGUUUUUUGCAAAGUAUGCACGGAGGUGGCUUGUGUUUCUCGGCGACUAUGAGAAAGCACUAGCAGCGCAUAAGCUUACGGCCGCAGUAUUCCAGGGCCUUGGGUUGACAUUAUCGCACGCCUAUAGCAUUUGCGAUCAGCUGUCGGUCCACGAGUUACUAGGAGACCAGAGCAUGAUCUAUAUCACCGCGGACAAGGCAUUAACUUUGUGUCACGAGAUCGCAAGAGAGAGGCCGCGGACUUCGGCGAUUUCGCAGAUGGCACUCAACCUCGCCGUACAUGUUCUGGGGAAAGUAUUCCAGCAUGCGAACAAGCGAGCCGACGCGAACCUACUUUCUCACGUUGCGGCCAUGUUACGUGAGUGGCGGCGGCGAGGCCCGACUGUGUCGGUUGAACAACUUCUGUCUCGCCAGAUUGAACUCACCCAAACCAAUCAGUCUGCCAUGAAUGAAGGCACAAUGGCCGAUAUGGGAAAGCUUUCCGCAAGACUGAGCAAUCUGAAUAUCGACCCUGUCGAGAUCCAGACCCAGGUAGCAUACAGCCUAAUUGACCACUUCAUCGCCUUAGCGGCAACUUUGGUCCCCCUCUACCGCAGUCGUCAAGCUGUCAGAAACGGAGACUCGAGCAAGGCCGAGCAACUGUGGAGGGAAACCGAAUCAGCCUUAACAGCCCACCCCACCAGGGAAAGCGAAGUACUUCUUGCUUCACUCAGUGUCAGCAAGGGAGAUUUUGAAGCGGCUGCAGCGCACGCGCGGGCAUAUAAAGACCAACUCGUCGCAGGGGAAGAGCAUAUGAGUAUCAGCAUUGAUAAGAAGACGAGAGAAGUUCUUCGACGAAAGAAAUGGCAGGAAAAAACUCGUGUACUAUUCCUCUUUGUGCGUGUUAGGCUCUACGACGAUGCUAUGUUAAUGGUGAAGGAACUAGAGUUGCAAUGGGGGCCUGAAUGGUGGAGCCUAUAUGAAUAUCCUGUCUGGGAGAACCUUAGCAUAAUUGCUCAACUCAGCGAAGGCCUCGGAGAGUACGAGCUAGCGAGCGAUUAUUAUGAGCGAGCCAGGGAAGCGUUUGAUAAGAGAAAGCAUGCACUCUCAGUGGAUGACCACAAGAGAGCGCUCUCAGGAGAUUCAGUGGUCCAGGACAUCUACUCUGGUGCCGCGCAUGCCGCCGUACGAUGGCAUCUAUCUGCAAGACAAUCAGGGGAUGAAUUUCUUUCUCCCCAAGUCCAGCGUGCUUUUGCUGCAAUCGAGCGUGGCAAAGCGCGCAGCCUACUAGACUUGAUUGAGGGUUCUAUUCCCAAUCACAAUGCAGAUGGAAGCGUUGGAUCCCAGUGGCAGCAGUAUAAGGUGGAGGGGGCCCAGCUCGCUACGCUUCGAGGUUUGCUGGCUACAUGCUACCAAGCUCAGCAUCUGGAUCGCAGCACAGAAUCUAGACUCAAAACAAAGAUCCAGGAGAAAGAGAAACAGCUCCGGGAAUUGGAGGGGAAGUUGUCAGCUGGUGGAUCUGUUUCCUUAUCCGCUAUUGGAACAGUUCUGAGCCUUCCGUCACUCUGCAAACUAUUGCCUGCGGAUACCGCGCUAUUGCAAUACUGCUACAGUAGGGAGAAUAUGGUGGUGUGGAAAAUCACAGCAUCUGGAAUGAGAGAAGUCUUUGCGGUUGACGUCCCAGAGUCUUGUUUGGAGAGUCAUAUUCUGCAGUAUCACAAAGCUUGUGCGACUGGGUCGUCGGGAACACGGGAUCAUGAGUCCUGGCUGGCCACUAAACUGCUUCCCUUCAAGUCCUUGGACGAGUCCAGGCUCAUCAUCGUUCCAUACCGCUGCCUGCAUCAACUACCUUUCCACACCCUACCCUACCAAGGCCAGCUAUUGAUGAGCAACAAAACUAUAUCGUACCUCCCCAGUGCCAGUGUCUUCGGGUAUUUUCAAUCCGAUCCGGCUCCGGAAACAGACUUCUCCAUCUUAGCAGUCGGCAACCCUUCGAAUAUGAGCAGCAGAAACUCGUUGACCUUGGAGGAGCGCCCUCUGCCCUCGCUGCCCAGCGCCCGCGUCGAGGUUGAGGCCAUUGGACAGCUGGUCGAGGGCACCAGGGCCUUGACUGGUCCAAAUGCGACGAAAAAGGCAGUCUCUUCGCUUCUUGGCAAUUAUAGAGUGCUCCAUUUCGCGACCCACGGGAGUCUCUCUACCGAAGUGCCUAUGCUGUCAGCAAUUCACCUUGCGGAGGGCGAAAAUAUUACUGUCGAGGACUUGAUGUGGCGACACUUGCGCGCUGACCUGGUCGUCCUUAGUGCUUGCAAAACAGGCCGUGGUGAACUCACAAGCGGCGAUGAUAUGAUCGGCUUCGCCCGCGCCCUAUUGGCUGCUGGAGUUAAGAAUGUGUUGGUGAGUCUUUGGAGCGUCGAUGAUGCUGUAACAAGCUUCUUCAUGAUAAAAUUCUACGAGCAUUUGAAGAAGGAAUGGUUGCCUGCUAGAGCACUUCAAGCGGCGCAGCUCGCAACUCAACACGCCACUCAACACGAAGUGCAAAGGUUCCUCCGGCGGGUUCGUGACAUCGAACCUGAGCUUGAACUAGGAGAGGCUGCUCAUGCGGAUAACUAUAGUCAUCCAAUGUACUGGGCACCAUUCAUCGUUAUCGGUAGCUGCCAUAAAGGCAUAGUUGGAAGCCUGGACGCGGCUUGCCAGGAUGAUGCAGAGGGAGCAGUUUGA
This is a messenger RNA of Fusarium odoratissimum NRRL 54006, 5850 nucleotides long. RefSeq lists its product as uncharacterized. Lineage: Eukaryota; Fungi; Ascomycota; Sordariomycetes; Hypocreales; Nectriaceae. The transcript is spliced from 3 exons. Bases 1 to 5850 code for a protein of 1949 amino acids. Gene Ontology annotation, molecular function: protein binding. The record is from RefSeq and is a predicted model, not a curated record.